UUAACAGCUUCAGGGUUUAGAGACACAGAACCCGCAUCUCCUUCGGGCUUUUCAUUCCUACUCGGAGAAAUGGAAGGGGUAUCAUACCAGCGCUUCCCGAGGGUGAAAAUCCGAGAGCUCAAAGAUGACUAUGCUAAAUUCGAGCUCCGUGACACCGAUGCCUCCAUAGCCAAUGCUCUUCGCCGCGUUAUGAUCGCUGAGGUCCCAACCGUAGCCAUAGACCUCGUUGAAAUCGAGGUCAACUCCUCCGUCCUCAACGACGAGUUCAUUGCCCACCGCCUUGGCCUCAUUCCUCUCACCAGCGAACGUGCCAUGAGCAUGCGCUUUUCCCGCGACUGUGACGCCUGUGAUGGUGAUGGCCAGUGCGAGUAUUGCUCAGUCGAGUUUCAUCUGCGUGCCAAAUGUAUCACUGACCAAACCCUAGACGUCUCCAGCAAGGACCUGUACAGCUCUGAUCACUCUGUGGUUCCUGUGGAUUUCUCCGAUUCUGCGGGCUAUGAUUCCUCUGAGCAGAAGGGAAUCAUCAUUGUGAAGCUUCGCCGUGGCCAGGAACUAAGACUAAGGGCCAUUGCCAGAAAAGGGAUCGGUAAGGAUCACGCAAAAUGGUCGCCAGCGGCAACUGUCACUUUCAUGUAUGAACCAGAGAUUCAUAUCAAUGAGGAUUUGAUGGAAACUUUGACACUAGAGGAAAAAAUUAGUUGGGUUGAAAGUAGUCCUACCAAAGUGUUUGACUUUGAUCCUAAUACCCAACAGGUUAUAGUGGUUGAUCCUGAAGCAUACACAUAUGAUGAUGAAGUGAUCAAGAAAGCUGAAGCUAUGGGGAAGCCAGGGCUUGUGGAUAUCCGUGCAAAGGAAGACAGUUUUAUAUUCACAGUUGAAUCAACUGGUGCAAUUAAAGCUUCUCAGUUGGUCCUUAAUGCCAUAGAAGUCCUCAAAACAAAGCUGGAUGCUGUUCGCCUCUCAGAGGAUACAGUGGAAGCUGAUGAUCAGUUUGGUGAGCUAGGUGCUCAUAUGCGUGGAGGAUAAGCCAGUUUGCAUAUGGAGUCAUCACUUGAUUACUUUGUGUUGGCCCCUAUAAAGUUGAUAAGCUUUCAUACACAUUGUCAAGCUUAAAUAUCCUGAGCUAACUGCGCCUCUUUCCUGCUUGAUACAUAUGUGCAUAUCUGUGAACUUUAACAUCUAAAUAGUGUGGGGGGGUCACCUCUUAUUUAGUUUUUGAGAGCACUAUGAUUAUGAAACAUAAUCUUGUGUUCUAACUAGGGAUUUCUGCCCACCUUCCCAAAAUUACUAGUCCAGAUUGCUUCUAUAUUACAUUGGAAUUAUGUAUGCUGUGCAAAUUUUUAGA
This is a messenger RNA of Manihot esculenta (cassava), 1345 nucleotides long. RefSeq names its product DNA-directed RNA polymerases II, IV and V subunit 3. Gene Ontology annotation, molecular function: protein dimerization activity; DNA binding; DNA-directed RNA polymerase activity. Gene Ontology annotation, biological process: DNA-templated transcription. Gene Ontology annotation, cellular component: RNA polymerase II, core complex. The record is from RefSeq and is a predicted model, not a curated record. Bases 70 to 1026 code for a protein of 318 amino acids. The transcript has 3 exons. Lineage: Eukaryota; Viridiplantae; Streptophyta; Magnoliopsida; Malpighiales; Euphorbiaceae.